Molecule: messenger RNA, 540 nt
Organism: Trichomonas vaginalis G3
Lineage: Eukaryota; Parabasalia; Trichomonadida; Trichomonadidae
Product: n-alpha-acetyltransferase 20 family
Exons: 1
Coding region: 1-540 (179 amino acids)
Biological process (GO): N-terminal peptidyl-methionine acetylation
Cellular component (GO): NatB complex
Molecular function (GO): protein-N-terminal amino-acid acetyltransferase activity
Source: RefSeq, a predicted model, not a curated record
AUGGUAAGUAUUCAGCCUUUCAAGUUCGAAGAUUUAUGGGAAGUCAAUAGGAUAAAUAUCGAUGACUGGACAGAGACAUUCAGCACAUCAUUUUAUUUAUACUAUAUGAAUAAAGCUCCUUCAAUGAACUGGAUGAUAUCAAAUAAUUCAGAAGAAAAAGUCGGAUACAUUAUUGGUUCAAUCAAACGUCAUGAUAACGUAUGUCGUACACACGUUAUUGCAGUGACGGUCGCUGAAGAUGCUCGAAGAUUAGGACUUGCAACUUCAUUGAUGAACAUUGUUGAGACAACAUGUGAAAAUCAGUAUAAAGGUUUGUGUGUUGGAUUGUAUGUUAGACCUACAAACUAUAAUGCUCACGAACUUUAUAAGAAGAUGGGAUACAUCUUAUACAGACGAAUUAUUAAAUACUACGAAACUAUCGGAGAAGAUGGUUGGGAUAUGCGCAAGUCGCUUAAAUGGGAUAAAGACAAAGUUUUCAUGAAGCCAAUAGAAAAUCCUGUGACAAGCGAAGAAGCAGAGUCUGAUGAUGACGAUGAUUAA